Messenger RNA from Mytilinidion resinicola, 1130 nucleotides. RefSeq lists its product as uncharacterized. The transcript has a single exon. NCBI's taxonomy places the organism in Eukaryota, Fungi, Ascomycota, Dothideomycetes, Mytilinidiales, Mytilinidiaceae. The coding region runs from base 39 to 1043 and encodes 334 amino acids. The record is from RefSeq and is a predicted model, not a curated record.
AGUCCCCACCGACUUCCCCACGGCUACCAGUAUCCGAGAUGCAAACGGAAGAUAUUGUCCACGAGGUCAAUCAAGCAGAAGAGAACAUCACCCCCGAGGAGGUCGAAGUGAUCAGACAGACAUCUGAGGAGAUUACCCCCAAGUCUAGAAGGAGGUCUUCAAAUCUCACCAAGCUCGUGCAAAAAAGGCAAGAAGCCGAGCAAAACUUAGAAAAGGCCAAAUUAGAAAUGAAGCAGAUCAAACUGCGUAGUCCGGUCCAGAACGCUGCCACCGAAAAAGCAACGGAUACCACUGAGCAAGUUAUAGAUACUGCCGACCAAGUAAGGGUCACAGUAGAGCAAGUCAAGACAGCUGCCGAAGUAGCAGAGGAAGCCGCAGAGCGCCUGAGAGAAGAGCAGGCGCUCAUGGUUUACAGAGUGCGUGCAGUAGUGGCAUAUGAUCAGGUGGCGACGGCAACCAACGAGGAAGAGAAGAGGAGAUUCGAGGCGUUUGCCCGGGCGGAGACAAAAGGAUUGAGAUGGGUGCAUGAGAUAAUCCGCGAGAAGAGAAGGAGAUCGUCAGAGAUCCGACGCCUCUUCUGUCCUCCGCUAGAAGAGGAGCUCGUGGUUGAUCUGCCAGAGCUACACCCUGUGGAAAAGGAAAAGGAACCCACUCCGCCCAUAAAGACAGAACCUACCGAGUCGAAGUACAAUAAACAGACUGUCAAGGAGCUUAGAGCGCUGCUGAAAGAACGCCAAAUCCCACAGACCGGGAUGAGCCGCAAGGGACAGAUUGUGGAGGCGCUUGAGGAGGCAGAUAGGGCUGCUGAGGCCGAGGGUAGUGGGAAAGCCAACCAAGGUAUGAAGCGAACUCAUGAAGACACCACACAGGAGGGAGAGGAAACGCAGCCAAAUGCCAAGAAAGCGAAGCCUGCUCCGGCAAAGGCGAAGACGAGAAGGAAAGCGAAGAUAGAAGAUGCAGAGUACACGCCUGAGCCAGAGGCGUCUCCUCCACCAAGACGAAGUGCUAGAAUUAGGGGUAGUAAGGUGAAGACUGAGGACUGAUUUCGCUGAUUAUUUCAAGUUUUCUUUUUAGUUUAAAGCUUUAUCAUGUAGGGUAACUAUCCAAUUUAUAAGCAGCUUUGAAUGCAC